Hibiscus syriacus is the source of this 490-nucleotide messenger RNA. RefSeq lists its product as uncharacterized. Bases 62 to 451 code for a protein of 129 amino acids. The record is from RefSeq and is a predicted model, not a curated record. The transcript has 3 exons. NCBI's taxonomy places the organism in Eukaryota, Viridiplantae, Streptophyta, Magnoliopsida, Malvales, Malvaceae.
UGAUAUUCAAGCUAUUGAAUAACAUAUUAGUAAGUAUCAGAAGGAAAAUGCUGAGCUGAUUAUGAUCAGUCAAGCUCGGAAGGCUGAAGAUUUAGCUGCAGCAAUGGCAGCAAGCAAGGGACUUCCUGCACAGGCCGAUACUGAUAGCUCUCAAGCAGGGUUAUCAGUCGGUGCUCAAGGUCAAUAUGCACCAACAGUUGCUGGAGGGCAACCACGACCAAUAGGCAUGGCACCACAACCUGUGCCACUUGCCAGCGGGCUGGAUAUGCACGGCUAUGCUCUUGAUGAUGAGGCUCCGAGCAGAAAGAGGUGGAAGAGCAGGCUGAUGGAUAAUAGAGUUGAGCAAGAAGAGGGCACUGGAAGAAGCCUUUGCGAGCAUACGUGUUUGACGUUCUUGAUGAAAUAUCGUCUUUUACUCCAUGGCAAAUGUAGCUUGGGUUACAUUAUCUAAAUCUUGAUAUACUGCACGGGCCAUAUGCAACCAUGGAUU